Molecule: messenger RNA, 2014 nt
Organism: Leptopilina boulardi
Lineage: Eukaryota; Metazoa; Arthropoda; Insecta; Hymenoptera; Figitidae
Gene: rtet
Product: major facilitator superfamily domain-containing protein 10
Exons: 7
Coding region: 457-1782 (441 amino acids)
Biological process (GO): transmembrane transport
Cellular component (GO): brush border membrane
Molecular function (GO): transmembrane transporter activity
Source: RefSeq, a predicted model, not a curated record
AAAUGGAUUGCCUUUCACUUUGUUUAAUGUUAAAACGUCAUUUCUUAAAAACCAUGUGAGGGUCUGAGAUGAUGACCUGCUUAGAAAGUGUUCUUAUUUUCAAUCUCUUAUAGCAUUCCUCAGUAACAUCUGGAAUCAUUAUCGUGUUUAACCUUCGUUUUCAAAAUUAACUUUUAUAAUUAUAGAAAUUCUGUUGUUUACUAAAAGAAAUCUUUUUUUAACACAUACUAAUCCCCCUUUAAGAUUUAUAAUAUGUACUGUCAUGAUAAAUGACUUUCACUGUCGAUUUAAGAUAAAAAACAAAAAAAAAAAUGAUGAAACAAUUUACUCCAAGAAAUUUCCUGCUAUUUUUAUAAAAAGAAAAAUGAGCAAUUUUUAUUUCGCGAAAGGAAGAGUGUAAUGUGUUAAAAGUUUAUAUAUAAUUUUUAAAGUUUUUGUAAAAAAAAAUUUUCCAAAAUGGAAAAAGUACAAAAAGAAGAUUCAAAAACAGUGAGAAUUGUGUUUUUUUCAUUAUUACUGGAUCUAUUGGCAUUUACAAUGAUUUUGCCAUUAUUUCCGGCACUUUUGGAACAUUAUCAACAACUUGAUAAUGGAAAUGGAUUAUAUUCUAAAAUUUUAAACAGUAUUCAAACGGUCAGUAUUUUUAUACAUGCUCCUGCUAAAGAAAGUUCAGUAUUAUUUGGAGGUUUUCUUGGUUCCAUGUAUUCUUUUCUUCAAUUUCUUGGAUCACCAAUAAUAGGUGCCUUAUCAGAUGUUUAUGGGCGAAAACCAAUGAUGAUAUUGUGCUUGAUAGGAAUUGCAAUUUCCUAUCUUUUAUGGGCAAUGUCAAAAAGUUUUGCAAUAUUUAUUAUAGCAAGAUUUGUCGGAGGAAUUAGUAAAGGAAAUAUUAGUUUAUCGAUGGCUAUUUUAAGUGACGUUACUUCUUCAGCCACUAGAGGAAAGGCAAUGGCACUUGUGGGAAUUGCAUUUUCAGUUGGAUUUGUAUUGGGUCCAAUGAUUGGAGCUGUUUUUGCAAAAUUUUCCAUGGGACACAGAGAAGGACAGUGGUAUGCUUAUCCAGCUUUAUUUGCAUUUGUUUUAGCUGUUAGCGAUUUAUUGUAUUUUUCAUUAAACUACAAAGAGAGUCUUCCUAAAAAAUUGCGAGCAAAAUCAAUAACUUCCGGUAUAUCCAGUGCUUUCACAUACAUUAAUCCAGUUGAUUUAUUUCAAUUUAAUGGAGUUUCGAGUUUGAAUAGAAAUGAAUUACACCAGUUGAGGAUUUUAGGACGUUCCUAUUUUCUUUAUUUAUUCAUUUACAGUGGUUUAGAAUUUACAUUGACAUUUUUAACUCAUUAUACGUUUGGUUUCACACGAAUGCAACAGGGAUGGAUGUUUCUUGGUAUUGGAUUGACAAUGGCAAUUUUACAAGGAAGUUGGGUGCGAAAAAUACCACCUCACAAAACAAAAUUCUUCACAGAAUUGGGUUUAUGGCUCAUAAUUCCUUCAUUUGUCUGCAUCGCUAUAGCCAAAGAUGUUUUCAUGUUAUAUUUUGGUGUAUUUCUUUUCGCAGUUUCCACGGCAAUGGUUGUCACUUGCAUGAUGACUUUAGUGACAAGAAUUGGCCCUGAAAAUCAAAAGGGUUCAAUUACCGGGAUAUUUAGAUCCCUUGGAGCUUUAGCUCGAGCUUGCGGUCCAAUUGUUGCAUCACUUGCAUUUUGGAGUUUGGGAAGUAAAACUUCAUAUUUAGUUGGUGCAGUAGCUUUAAUAUUCCCUCCAUUAAUACUCAGAAGUAUUAAAUGCUAAUUAAAAUAUUAUUAUUAUUUUCCAAUAAGCGUGAUUUUGUACUCAAAUUAUUUUUCUACUUUUUCAAUUUUGCAGAGAUUAUUUUAUUUUAGGUUGAAUCUAUUUUGUGAUAAAUUUACCUUUUUUUUGAAAAAGCUAAGUACAAUAUGGUAUUUUUGAUAUUUUUUGUAAGACAAUUUACAAAUCUAUUUCUAUAUUAAUGUUAUACAAUGAAUAAAUAUUUUCAUUAUAA